UACUUGUACAAUAUUAUACCCGCUUUGUUACGCUGAAUUAUAUACUGCGUUCACUUUCCAAGGUUCUGAAACUUAACAUCCGCAGAGGCGCGCGGGAUCUUUGACCAUACCAACAACGUACGUGCAGUCACACAAUUCAAGGAAAGAGCAAGACCACACCUCCCAGGACCGAUCACACCAAAAUGGCGACCACAGACUCCGUCGCCACGGACAACAAAAUCUACGCCCUCAUCAACUACGAAGACCCUUACGUCCAACCCCUCAUCCUGUCCGCCCUCAAAAAGCGCUUACCGGGAUCGUCAUACCAGUUGAUCACUUCAUCAUCCCAACUCCCCUCGUCAUCUUGUCGUCUUCUUCAGUGGGUGCAGUAUGAGUCAAUUGACUUUGACCACCUCAUGGAAAACUCCUCUGGUGGUCUCGCCAACGCCUACGUGAUUCGCAAAGCACUGAUCCGGAAACAUUAUCUGAGUACUACUAUCGCGAAUUGGAUCACCAAAUACCCCGAGAGCGUACUCAAGAAACAUGUAAAACCAAGCGUGGAAUUUGAAGUCGAUUACGCCGAAUUUUUAGAUGACGCGCUGGUCGAAGCGUGGGAGUUGAAGGAGAGUUGGGCUAGGAACGAAGACCAAGAAGAUGAGAAGAAGAAGGAAUGGUGGAUUCUCAAGCCGGGCAUGAGUGAGAGGGGGCAGGGGAUUAGGCUGUUUUCUAGUGAAGAGGAACUGACUGAGAUUUUUGAGGAGUGGGAUCCUGAGAGUGAUGAUGAGGAUGAAGAUGAAGAUGCAAGAAGUGAUGCUGGCGGUGGAGAUGGUGACAGGAAUCAAGUACAAGAGAAAGAUGAGGGAAACGGCAUCAUAACAUCCCAACUCCGCCACUUCAUCGCACAACCUUACAUCCACCCACCUUUACUCCUCUCCCCUCCCAACGCGCCCUCUUCAAAACUGCGCAAAUUCCACAUCCGUACCUACGUCCUCGCCACCUCCGCGCUUCAAGUAUUCGUCUAUCGCCCCAUGCUCGCUCUCUUCGCUGCACGGCCCUACGUCCCGCCUUGGGACGACGUGUUACAGGAAGAUCGCGAUGAGGCUAUGCGGGCACAUCUGACAAAUACGUGUUUACAAGAGAGUGGAGAUAGGGAGGGCAGUGUCGGGUUAUUCUGGGAUUUACCGUCUGUUUUACCUUCGCAACCCUCCUCUCCCCCACUGACUGUGUCAUCUGACUGGAAAGAUGAGGUGUUUAAACAAAUAAAGGAAACGACGGGUGAGACAUUCGAAGCCGCAGCGAGGGGUAUGUCGAUCCAUUUCCAGCCUUUACCUAACAGUUUCGAAAUCUUUGGCUUGGACUUCAUGGUGGGCAUUGAAUCGGAUGGCGAGCUCAAUACGUAUCUGCUAGAGGUAAAUGCGUUUCCGGAUUUUAGGCAGACCGGGGAGGAGUUGAGCGGGAUGAUUGAGGGGCUUUUUGAGGGGGUGGUGAAAAGGGGGCUUGUGCCUUUCUUUGGGGUUGAGGGGGAGGGUGGGGAGGCUGAUGAUGGGAUGGUCAAGGUGUUGGAUAUUGAUCUGGGACGGCGGUGAGAGGGUAUCUUAGAGAGAAAGAGGUUAGACGACAUUGCAUGUUCACGUCAAAUAAGCACGAUCAGAGUUAUCACUCAUAUUUUCCUUGAUCUAUACUACGUUCCCUGUCCCAUCCCCCCAUUACCAUUGAUUCGACCGCCAAUCACCGUACACCAGCUGGACAUCUGUUCGUCGAAAACGCCCAGACACCAAGCACCUGCAUACCGUGAUCCCGCAGUCAAGCCUAUUCCCUACUUACUAACUAAGUUACUCUGAACAACGCACAUAUGCGUGUUGUCCAGUAAGUGUCCCAGAAGAAACACCGAUUACAAUGCCC
Messenger RNA from Alternaria rosae, 1881 nucleotides. Its product is annotated as tubulin-tyrosine ligase family protein. The record is from RefSeq and is a predicted model, not a curated record. Lineage: Eukaryota; Fungi; Ascomycota; Dothideomycetes; Pleosporales; Pleosporaceae. The coding region runs from base 183 to 1565 and encodes 460 amino acids. Gene Ontology annotation, cellular component: P-body. Gene Ontology annotation, biological process: protein modification process. The transcript has a single exon.